CUGUCACUUACUUCCCAUUCUCAUCUCAUCUGUGCUAAGGCUCUCUCUCCAUCCUUUGACAAGCCUAGUCGUCGCUAUACUUGUUACUUCUCACUUAGCUCAGUGAUACCGCUCUGCGUCCUUGUUUCCCGCCAUGCCUGCCACCACGGCGGACACACUUUCCCUUGUCCAGCGAACUGUCACCGUUGCCCCAUUAGUCCUUCUUUCCGUCGCAGAUCACUAUGGUCGCUCAGCUAAAGGCACUCGGAAACGAGUGGUGGGUGUGCUGCUAGGAGAGAACUCGGGCCAGACUGUCCGCGUAUCAAACAGUUUUGCCGUCCCCUUCGAGGAGGAUGAGAAGGAUCCGUCUGUGUGGUUUCUCGACCACAACUUUGUCGAGUCGAUGAGGGACAUGUUCAAGAAGAUCAACGCGCGGGAGAAGCUGGUCGGCUGGUAUCACUCAGGCCCGAAGCUGCGCGCCUCAGAUCUGGAGAUCAACGAGCUCUUCAAACGAUACACACCCAACCCCUUGCUAGUAAUUGUGGACGUUCAGCCGAAAGAAGUAGGCGUUCCGACCGACGCUUACUUUGCCGUUGACGAAAUCAAAGACGACGGCACCACGACGUCCAGAACCUUUGUCCACACACCGUCCAUAAUUGAAGCAGAGGAGGCCGAGGAGAUUGGAGUGGAGCACCUACUCCGUGACAUCAGGGAUGUCGCUGUGGGAACACUUUCUACCCGGAUAACAUCCCAGCUGCAAUCGCUGCAGGGCCUGCAUCUGCGUCUACGUGACAUCGGCCAAUAUCUGCAGAAAGUUCUCGACCAAGAAUUGCCCGUCAAUCAUGCCAUCUUGGGCAACCUCCAAGAUGUGUUCAACCUUCUCCCUAAUUUAUCCACCCCUGCUGCAACGCCUCGCAUCAGCGGUGGUGCCCCGGAGCAGCAGACGGAUAAUAGCGAAUUGGCACGGGCCAUGAGCAUCAAGACGAACGAUCAAUUGAUGGCGAUCUACUUGAGUAGCUUGAUUCGCGCCAUCACUGCCUUCCACGACCUGAUUGAGAAUAAGAUUCAGAAUCGGCAGCAGCAAGAAGAGAACGAGCUGAAGAGGGAGCAGGACGCUAAUGCGGCCAAGGACGACAAUGACACGACUAAGAAGACCAAUGGCGUCGUCAAUGGAGAGCAGAAGGAGGAUCAAGAAGUAGUGAAGGAUAAGUCCAAGAAAAAGAGUUCAAGAGGGGAAUAGAGGGGCCUGGAGUCAACGCGAUACGAUCAAUUUUCAAGGACCAAUUCAUUUAUUACAUGAGAUUGUACAUUAGGGUAACCUCGGACACGGCUGAUCAUGACCAUACGGGGUUGUCUUCGGAGACAUCGAUCGUGCUGAGUAUUCAGUUGUACCGUAGGCUGUUAACACCGCACCCUGAUCUUGUA
Molecule: messenger RNA, 1404 nt
Organism: Aspergillus aculeatinus CBS 121060
Lineage: Eukaryota; Fungi; Ascomycota; Eurotiomycetes; Eurotiales; Aspergillaceae
Gene: rpn8
Product: proteasome regulatory particle lid subunit RPN8
Exons: 3
Coding region: 134-1219 (361 amino acids)
Biological process (GO): proteasome-mediated ubiquitin-dependent protein catabolic process
Cellular component (GO): proteasome complex; proteasome regulatory particle
Molecular function (GO): protein binding; metallopeptidase activity
Source: RefSeq, a predicted model, not a curated record